CUGAAUUAUAGGAUAGAAUAAUGGAUGUUCCUAUAAUAAUGAUACUUUUGUCAAAUUUCGAUUUGAACUAUUAAGAAAGCCUGGAAUAAUUCCUGAGUGCUGACCUCUAAUUUAGAGAUGCAGCAUUCGCAGAGGAUGACUUUUUUAACAUAGGAUUUCUACAAGAUGAAGGAGAUGGUUGGGGGUUGUUGUGUAUGCUCUGACGAGCGUGGUUGGCCCGAAAAUCCUCUUGUUUAUUGUGAUGGUCAAGGUUGUAAUGUUGCAGUGCAUCAAGCUUGCUAUGGCAUCGUUCAAGUUCCUACUGGUCCUUGGUUUUGUAGAAAAUGUGAAUCUCAAGAAAGAAGUGCAAGAGUACGCUGUGAACUUUGCCCUUCAAAAGAUGGAGCUUUAAAAAGAACUGAUGGCGGAGGUUGGGCUCAUGUUGUCUGUGCUCUUUACAUACCAGAAGUUAGGUUUGGAAAUGUAACAACAAUGGAACCAAUCAUUUUGCAAUUGGUUCCCCAAGAAAGAUAUAAUAAGACAUGUUGCAUUUGUGAAGAGCAAGGCAAGGAAUCUAAAGCUAGUGUAGGCGCUUGUAUGCAGUGUAAUAAAUCUGGGUGUAAACAGUAUUUUCAUGUUACAUGUGCUCAAGCAGCUGGCUUAUUGUGUGAAGAAGCUGGCAAUUAUACUGAUAAUGUGAAAUAUUGUGGAUAUUGCUAUUACCAUUAUCAAAAGUUGGUAAGUAACCAGCAAUCUAGCUGUAAAAAUAAAGAGAAAAAGGACAGCCAUAUAAAGAUAAUACCAGCCUUUAAACCAAUCCCGGCUGAUAAUGCUACUCCAGAACCCAGUCCAGAGAAGAUAACAUCAGCUCAUCUCAAAGAAAAAACAACACGUUCUAAAGCAGACAGAAAAGGUAGACAAGCAGUCUAUACUAAUAAUUCUGUAAGUGCUAAUAAUACAGAAACUUCAUCACCAAAUCUCGCAACAAACAUUGAACAGGAGUUUUUAAGUGAUAGUAGUACAAGUACUAUUAGCAACAGUAGUCUGAACAAUGGCAUAACUGUGAACAAUUCAGACAGUAGAAAUAGUGAUAUUAAAACAAAAAAGAAUGAUUUGCAUGCCAACAGUAACAGUUCUAUAGGCAGCAAAUUUAAUUCAAAUUUUAAAGAUUCGAAUGCGACACCGUCUGGAAGUCCAGUACAUAAUAAUGAGAAACCUAAGAAAAAAUCCAAGGAUUCUGGUGCCACAUCAUCUAAAAAAAAUGUACAAGAAUCUAAGGAUUUGCAAGAUAUAAGUACAAAAAGUGCUGCACCAACAUUCAGCAGCAUGUAUGAAAAUUUCAUUAGCAAAGACCUUGACUCUAAUCAAAACUCUAAAAACGAUAAGAAAAGGUCUUCCGAUUUUCCUGAAGAGCCUGAAAAGAAAAAGUCUAAACAUUCCAGGAGCAAAUCAAAAUUAAAGAGCAUCAUUGAAUCAGUAAUACCACCAGAAAAGUCAAAUCCUCAGAUACCUAUUGUUAGAAUAAAAAGAAAAUUUAACCAUGAUAGAUCUUGCAGUUCUCAUUCUGUGGAAGAAGUAUCUGUUGAUGCUCCAAAAGAUUAUGAAACAAUCAUUGACAAAAUAGAUCCAGAAUCUGUUCCAGAACCAGUUAAACCAACAGAAGGAGAAAUUAUACUGAACUCAAAUCCUAGUCCUCCUAUCAGGAAUCCUCCCGGUGAAAAAAAUGAAAGUCUUCCACUUUUAAACGAUGCAGAAAUUAAAACUGAGGAGCCUUCAUUUUAUGAUAUUCCUCGUACUAGUUAUGUGAUCCCUAUUCCUGAUACUGUAAAUCUGAUGGAUAAAUUGAGUAAACAGAUGCCAGAUUCACCAACUGUAGCAGAAGAUAAUAUGCAACAACCAGCACCGACUACUUUGGAAGAGCUCCUAGAAAAGCAGUGGGUUGAAACCUCAAAUUUUUUAAUUUCACAAGGUCAGCAUUUUGAUGUUGCAUCUAUGAUAUCUUGCCUACACGAACUACGAAAUGAGAAUAACCGUUUGGAGAAACAGAUUUCAGAUCUAGUUUCUCGUCGAGAUUCUCUACUUUCUAUAAAUGCACGUCUCAAAGUGCUUCCUGGAUCAGCUGAGAACUCUAUGAGUAAUAACAUGCAUUAUUCCCCUUUGUCUCUUCUAAAUGCCAAACCAAUUUCUCCUGAAAGGCAUAUUUCAGCUGCAACUGCCAACUUUACAGGUUAUACCUUGUUUGAUAAUGCCUUGGUUCAUAGUGCUCAGUGGAAUAAUGCAUUCUCAAAUCCACUUGAUCCUACUAGAAGGGAUUUUAUUAGUCAUAAAAGUCCCAUGACUGGCCAUAGUCCUAUUGCAACUGUUGGAACAAGCAGUUUACCUCUAACUCCAAGCCCCAUCCCUUGUAGUCCAAUUUCAAAGAAUGAGGUGUAUCCUCAUUUAUCUGCUUUCAGUCACGAAUCUAGUCCUCUCAGCCAUAUUCCCAAUGUAACUAAUACUACAUCUCAAUCAUCCCAUUUAUAUGGACCAUCAGUUGCCAUCUCAGAUUCAUUGCUCAUAAAUGAAACAAGUUCAUAUAACACUCUAAACUGCCCAAAUGGCUCAAAUGAUGCUCAGGAUGAACAACCUACUACUGCUGUGUAUCAAACUAUCUCACCGCCAUUCAGUAAUCCUGAGACUGAUUCGCCAAAUAAUACAUCACUUCAUUCAGUUUGUAGCAACAUUGUUUUUCAUCCAAAUUUUGAAAACGCCCUGCAAAAUAACAGUAGGUUGGAAGAUGAAAGAUGACUAGAACUGAAUGAUCCAUAAUCAUGAUCAUUGUCAUCAGCAUUGGCUUUAAUAGGUCCUUACUUCAAAUUUGAGGGCAUUUUUCUUGUUUAAUAAGAUCUUGUAUAGAUAUGUUUUAUAGUUUUUAACUUCAUUUUUACUGUAUAUAAUAUGUAAUCAA
This is a messenger RNA of Argiope bruennichi, 2926 nucleotides long. Its product is annotated as protein AF-10-like. Gene Ontology annotation, cellular component: nucleus. The coding region runs from base 166 to 2766 and encodes 866 amino acids. Gene Ontology annotation, biological process: regulation of transcription by RNA polymerase II. Gene Ontology annotation, molecular function: histone binding; nucleosome binding. NCBI's taxonomy places the organism in Eukaryota, Metazoa, Arthropoda, Arachnida, Araneae, Araneidae. The transcript has 16 exons. The record is from RefSeq and is a predicted model, not a curated record.